AGCUGUAUCCAAGUGCUGCUCGACAAACAUAAGAACGGGACUAACCGACGGAAACGAAUUUCUAAAUUUCAGAUUUUAAGCGACGAGGAACACUACUCAGUUGCGAAUCGCUGUUCCAAGUUAUAACUUCGUAUCAACAGUGUAUAUAAAUAAAUAAGAAUGGCGGAAAAUAAGCCGGAUACCGUACCUGGAUUGGGAUUCAAGGAUAAAGAGAAGGCUCAGGAAACCAUCAAAAUUUUAGAGGGCAGAGAUCCUGAUUAUCAAAAGUUGGCCAUCAAAGGGCUCAUUGGUCGGGCAAAACGUACAUUAACAUUAACAAAGGAUAAAGAUAAGCUACAAAACAUUAAUGACGCCUUGGCCAUAUUUGAGGAGUGGUUGAAAAAUUUCGAAUACGACAACAGAUCGAAAGAAAACAGAGCAUAUUUACCUUGUUCAACUAUACAGUUACUGCUGCCUCUUAAAGAAAAAUUCGAAAUCAAAGAUGAGAAAGCCGAUGCUUUCUUCAAUGCUUACAAAACAAAGGCGAAGGGUGAAUACAAAAAUUUGAGAACAAUAGCCAGUGGUGACGAUGAACCCACAUGGGAUAUUGUAAGAAACACUGAACUGAAAAAACUACUGAAAGAGUUAGAUGAGUCUAGACCUGAUUUGUGGAAAGAUGAUUUGCCCACAAAAGAACAUUUGCAAUUAAUUUUAUGGGCAUACAGUCCCGACGCCAAUAAAAUUAAAAAGAGUUUAUCUUUAUUCGAAGAAAAAUUGGGAGCGCCUAAGAACAGUGAUAAAUCGGAGAGUGAUGAGGAUGAUGAAGACAGCGAUAAGAAACCCAGUAAAAGGAAGUCUUCUGGUGAAGACGAAGACGAAGAGUCUCCCAAGAAAAAAAGCAAGAAUGAUUAAGUAUUUAUUUUUAAGAUAUUUUUCGGUACCUUUUUUGUAUUUUAAGUACCUUUUUAUUUGUUACUUAAUAUGUGUAUAAAAUAUAUAUUACAAUAAACA
Messenger RNA from Aethina tumida (small hive beetle), 990 nucleotides. RefSeq lists its product as uncharacterized. The record is from RefSeq and is a predicted model, not a curated record. Lineage: Eukaryota; Metazoa; Arthropoda; Insecta; Coleoptera; Nitidulidae. Bases 160 to 891 code for a protein of 243 amino acids. The transcript has 3 exons.